Messenger RNA from Epinephelus moara (kelp grouper), 2785 nucleotides. RefSeq names its product leucine zipper transcription factor-like 1 (gene lztfl1). Gene Ontology annotation, cellular component: cytoplasm. The record is from RefSeq and is a predicted model, not a curated record. The transcript is spliced from 10 exons. The coding region runs from base 853 to 1749 and encodes 298 amino acids. Gene Ontology annotation, biological process: negative regulation of protein localization to cilium. Lineage: Eukaryota; Metazoa; Chordata; Actinopteri; Perciformes; Serranidae.
CUUUGAUGCUGACGGACUUUUACAGAAAAUGAAUGCCUUAAAAUAUAAAAUUUAAACACCUUUUUAUCUUAAUUAAAAUCAUAGUCAUAUAACGGUUAUUUGUCACAACAUGUAGGCAUAGACUGUAUAAAAAUGUAGGCUGGUGAAAAAAAAAAAAAGGUAACAAACAAAAAGGAAAAAACAAAAUAGAAAAUAAUUAUAUAGAAAACAGAAUAUUUUCCAAAACGAAGCAGUUAUAAUUUCAGUUUCGGGUAAAUUAAACAAUGAAACAAUGAAGCAGUAAAUACAUAAAGGAAUAUAUCAUAUAAAAGAUAUUUGCACUGUGCACAAUUUAUUAUAGCGUAUAAUGACCGUUAAAGUCUAUCAAUUAUACGCAAUUUGACUAUUUCGACAGUAGAUUCACUAACAUAGGCUAAUAUGUUGAUGAAAUGACUACUAAAAUAUAGGAUAAUAUUCAUAUAUUUUAUUUCCGUAGUCAUACAUCUCGACCAUGUAACUUGUUGUUUCGUGUUGUACGUAGCGCCGCUGAACGCACCUCUAGUAACCAAGGCAAUGACGCUAUUCUCCGUUACCAAGGCAUUCUCAAGGCAAACACUAGCCGGAGAGCUAGGCUAGCAAAUCUGUCAGAUAAUCUUACAGCUAUGAUAUAACCCUCCUUUAGCCUCUUCACCGACUUAAAGUAUAAGUACAAAACAGUUUACUAAAACGCUCGUCUCUAGCAUUCUACCAUUAGCUUCUAGUCUGUUCGCUGCGUGGCCUAAAUUAGAGGCUGAAACACCCAUUUUUCCUUUGAAUCAUCUCAGUCUACAAGCUAGCUAACUUAGUAACGUUAACGUUAGCUGCACAGCCACCAUGGCUGAAUUUGGAUUUAAUGAACACCAUCAGAAUGAAGUCAUCAAUUACAUGCGGUUUGCACGAUCAAAGAGGGUCCUGAGACUAAAGACUAUUGAUUCCUGCUUUGAAGAGCUCAAAGACAGCAGGCUGGUGGAGGAAACCUUCACAGUGGACGAGGUAAAGGAGAUGCUGGAUGGGCUGCAGGCGGUGGUGCGUGGGGAGGUGGAGAUGGAGCUCAUCAAUACAGCCCACACUAAUGUGCUGCUGCUCAGGCAGCUCUUCUCACAGGCAGAGAAGUUUUACCUGCGACUGCAGAGUGAUAUCUCAGAGCUGGAGAACAGGGAGCUGUUAGAGCAAGUGGCUGAAUUUGAGAAGACAGACUUUAAAACCACUGAUAAGAUAAACCAGGAAACAAGCAAACCCAAGCUAGCACCACUGAAUGAAGGUGGAGUGUCUGAACUUCUUAACAAGGAGAUAGCAAGACUACAGGAGGAGAAUGAUAAACUGAAAGCCAGGCUGCGGACUUUAGAAGCCCAGGCAAUGAGUGCCCUGGACGAGAGAACCAAGGCAGAGAGAGCUCUGAAAGACCUUCAGAAGGUGCAAGGUGAACAGCAGUUUGCUGCGCAAUCCAAGGAGAUCAGCAGUCUCGAGGACACGGUGGCAGCUCUGAGGGAGGACUAUGAGAGGUCUCUUAGUGCCAACACUGCCUCCCAGAAGGAUCUGCAGGAGAACCUGAUCUCUGCCAAACAUGAACUUCUGCGAGUGCAGGAGCAGCUCUCCUUGGCAGAGAAGGAGUUGGACAAGAAGUUCCAGCAAACUGCGGCCUACCGCAACAUGAAGGAGAUCCUGACCAAGAAAAAUGAGCAGAUCAAAGAAAUUAGGAAACGAUUGCAGAGAUAUGAGCCCAAUGAAUGAGUUGUACCAAAGACAGCUGGUUAAACAGGUGUCCAGAGCGUGAGACAGGACCAAAAUUUAUGACUGUGGUUUGGACAAGAAACCAUCAGUUCCACUGCUGUGAGACGAGAGAGACAGAAACAAAGCACCUCCACGAGGAAUUGUUUAUUCAUGCUUUAUCUGGCAUCUUCAGUAGUUAUUGGCUUUAGUAAAGAGUGUGUGUGUGUGUGUGUGUGUGUGUGUGUGUGUGUGGGUGUGGGGGGAGGUCGCAAGUACACACAUCUGAUCACACUAAUGAGGUAGUGAUAAAUGAUAGCCUUCUUCAGCUGUGCUUCUUUUCUACGUCUCAGUUUUGGAGCUCACUUACAGUAGCUAGCAGACUUCCCUCAGUGCUCUAUGCAAUUACUGUCACGUCCCUGUCUGAAGAGGCCUUGUCCGUUUGCUGAUUUGGACAGAUACACACUGUCUGCCUGAAGAGUUGGAGUCUUAUCUAUCAGAUGGUUAUAGGUGAUGUUUAGCUCUCUAGCACUGGGUAAUUGAUAUUAUUUUAGCAGCCCCCCUUUUUUAGUUAAAAUGCAAACAUUGUUGAGCUAGACCCCAACAAACCUUUUGUUUAAUAACCAGCAGCUUCAAAAUAACGUUUCCUGACCGUCUGAGGUCAACCCCGCUUUAAUUUGUUACCUAAAGAUUUAAUUGCAUUCCACAUAAAAUAUUUCCAUUGAUCUGACAUUCUGUGAAAGUCUGAUCAUCGAAAAUAUACCAAAACGUUCUCGCAUUUAUUUUUUCUGCUCUCGCAUAUUGAAUGACGUGGAUCACGGUCUAGAAUGAUCUCCCUACUUCCCCAAACAAAGGGCAUAGAAUAUUUUUGUCUGGAAUCUUUAACUGUGUACUUUUCGUAUUGAUGUGGGUGAUGGAGUGUGAGGUUUAAAAAAAAAUGAAUAUAUACAUGAUGUUCAUGAAGCAAUGCUCUUGUAGAGUAUGAUACAUCUACCCUAUAUUACACUAGAUGUGCAUUUGUUUGUAUUGUGCAAAGUAUGGGGUAAUAAAAGCUGUUAAC